GCAUUAUAUAUUCCAUUCAGUUAAAUUUGAUGACGACAUCAAAUUCAUUCAGCAAGAUUUCUACUAACUGACGGUUAAAGGCGCGUUUCGUUCAGUUUGGAAGUUUGUUUUAGUUUUUGUGGUCGAAAUUAACAAGUGGAAUUAUUUAAUUAUUUCCAAAUGACUACAAUCUACGAUGACUACUAUUGAAGAACGUUCAGCAUACUUGAACAAUCCAUUCAAUUCAAAGCCGCUAUUCGGAGAUUACUCAGCAUUUUACAUUACCAUUGCAAUUUGCACCGUUCUGUUUACAUUCCUCGUUGCAAUCAACAUUAUUCUCGGCUGCUGCUCUCGUCAUAAGUAUUACUGGCAAGACAGACAUACAGGAAAUCGUUGGCUGGUUUCAAUUUGGUCGGCAACACCACACAAACAACCACCACUAGAUUUUACUGAACUACAGGACGUUUCAUACUUCCAACAAGCUCCGUUGGAACAAACCGAAUACGUCGUUUCGCCACCACGACCUGACGAACCCAGGGGAUUCGGCCGAUUAGCCCAUCAACUCCAUCAUCAUCAACAACAGCAGCAGCAUCACCAACAUCAUCCACAAGCCGAAGAAUACGUUGAAUUGCAGAAACGCGAGAGUGACAUUUAAUUAGCAUUCGUAGUCCAUCCCUAUAUUGAAAAUGGUGUUUCUGGUAAUGUACCCCGCAGUUGCACUGCUGGCUAUGUUUAUUGUGGGUGUCAUUAUAAUUUUGUUGCGAUUCGGUCCGGUAAUUUGUGGUGUAAGACAUCAUGCGUUACCGGAUAUAAAGGAGUGGGAAGAUGAAAAGGCAUACGAUCAGAGGGUUAGUUAUGCAUAAGUGCUAGGAGCCAUAAAAAUGUUAAAUUUUAAGUUUACACAUAACGUUCAGUGUAACGAUAGUAAUCUCACUUUGGCCUUAAAUUUGCAAUUUAUUAACAUUCCACGCAGCGUACGAUUUUGUGCGUUGCAGGUAUCUAGUAGAGUAGAAUUAUGGUAACUUCUAAUA
Messenger RNA from Bradysia coprophila, 1010 nucleotides. It is a transcript of the gene wrm1, whose product is annotated as wurmchen 1 transmembrane protein. The record is from RefSeq and is a predicted model, not a curated record. NCBI's taxonomy places the organism in Eukaryota, Metazoa, Arthropoda, Insecta, Diptera, Sciaridae.